AUGCUGAUGACGCCGGACCUGCACGCCAAAUGCGCGCAUCUGCACGCGGAGCUGUCUCGACACUCGUUGGCAUGGCCGUUUCUCGAGCCAGUGGACCCCGUGGCGCUCAACAUCCCCACGUACUUUGACGUGAUCUCUCAGCCCAUGGACCUUGGCACCAUGGGCGCCAAGCUCAAUGCAGGCGAGUACAGCGACCCGACCGAAUACCGCGCCGACCUGCUGCUCAUGUUCGCCAACGCCAUCGAAUUCAACCAGGACGACGAGCGCGUGGACUCAGUAGCCAACAUGGCGCGGCAAUUCCAGAGCGUGGCGUUGGCCCAAUGGGACCAGAUCUUCUCCGAGGCAGCCACUGCCGACUGGGCGCUCAAAUCUCAACACCAGGCUCAACAGCGCUUCAUCCAACGUGCCAAAGAAGCACGAGUCAUUAAUAGAUGGAAGAAAGACUCGUUUGUGGCCAGACUAAACCGUGACAAAGUGGACGAACGCUCUCGUCUCGCCUCCAGCGGCGAAUAA
Phytophthora nicotianae INRA-310 is the source of this 513-nucleotide messenger RNA. RefSeq lists its product as hypothetical. Gene Ontology annotation, biological process: chromatin remodeling; regulation of DNA-templated transcription. The transcript has a single exon. Gene Ontology annotation, cellular component: chromatin; nucleus. Lineage: Eukaryota; Oomycota; Peronosporomycetes; Peronosporales; Peronosporaceae. The coding region runs from base 1 to 513 and encodes 170 amino acids. The record is from RefSeq and is a predicted model, not a curated record.